AUGUUCAUCCACUUCGCAAAACUUACGAGCGGUUGUUUUCUCCUGUCAUCAUUGGUGCAAGCCACCGUGAGUCCUGGCGCACUCGAAACGAUUUCUGCAGCAGUUGAUGCCAACAGUGUUGCCGCUUUCUGGAGUCCGCUGGCUGAAGCUGGUGGCUAUACUUGGUUGGCAUACAACCGAAACCCAAUGAGUGGGAAUGACAAUGGACAUCACAACGUCAUGGUCGUCAGGCGUGGGAUUGACAACGGUGUUAUUUCACGAGACUGUCUGAAAGCAUCAGAUGGGCAGUGUGCGACGUUCCUCGAUGAUGCUGGACACAACACACCUUCUCUCGCAGUCGACGGAGAUGGCUAUGUUCAUGUCUUCGCAGCUAUGCACAACGAGGCAUGGCAUUACUAUCGAUCGUCACAGCCGUAUUCACCCUCGCAGAUGACCAGUCAUUCCUCUGAAAUGCCAGAUUCAAGUCUCCUUAUUACAUAUCCUGUCAUCAAGAGUGAUUCGUCUGGUAACCUCUGGCUCAUCAUUCGUGGGGACAAUGGCAACGGUGUGGCGCGCGGUGGUUACCUAUACAAAUACACUCUUUCCUCGAAGACUUGGGCCCGCAUCGCACGCUUUGCUUAUGACGCCGACACAGCCGUGUACCCAGAUGACAUUACCUUCGACGCGAGUGGCAAUCUGCACAUUAUCUUCGAAUGGAGCAAGAAUCCUGCGAGCGCUAUCCGUCACCAAGGGUCAUAUCUGCGCUAUUCUCCAACCACAAAUACUUGGAGCGUGGCCAACGGCGACACAGUCUCGGUCCCAGUCACAAGAUCAACGCCACAAUUGGUGUUCCAACCACUCACUGCCGGCGAACAAUAUGACACCAUCGGCGUCAACGAUACAGCUGCGCCGGCUUUCCAGUCCGCAAAGCUCGCGCUGUACGAGUCCUCAGGCAUAGUUCGUAUGCAAGCCGCUUAUCGCUACAAGGCUGCUGUGGGCGGCGUGUGGCAGGUACGCAGAGCGUACGCAACGUUUGGCGACACAGCCGGCUGGACACGCGAGAUCCUAUUCAGCGACACAGAUACAUCUGCUGCGAUUGAUAUCACACACGACGGCACAAGUGUGCGUGUCUACUACUGCAAAAUCCAAGAUAGUGUGUAUGUGCGAGAGAAGGUCGGGAAUGCUGCGUGGACCGAGACAGCCUUGGCGGCAGGAAAGGGGGUGCAGCGUCUGAGCGUUAGUAUGAGGGCGGAUGGGACUGAUGUUACGUAUCUCGUGGCACCCAAGAAUGUAAACUCAACGACGGGUAGCUUGUAUCUACAGCUCGUUGGUGGUCGUUGA
Messenger RNA from Exophiala bonariae, 1320 nucleotides. RefSeq lists its product as uncharacterized. The transcript has a single exon. Lineage: Eukaryota; Fungi; Ascomycota; Eurotiomycetes; Chaetothyriales; Herpotrichiellaceae. Bases 1 to 1320 code for a protein of 439 amino acids. The record is from RefSeq and is a predicted model, not a curated record.